Volvox carteri f. nagariensis is the source of this 1928-nucleotide messenger RNA. RefSeq lists its product as uncharacterized. NCBI's taxonomy places the organism in Eukaryota, Viridiplantae, Chlorophyta, Chlorophyceae, Chlamydomonadales, Volvocaceae. The record is from RefSeq and is a predicted model, not a curated record. Gene Ontology annotation, molecular function: metalloendopeptidase activity; ATP hydrolysis activity; ATP-dependent peptidase activity. The transcript has 11 exons. Bases 6 to 1928 code for a protein of 640 amino acids. Gene Ontology annotation, biological process: proteolysis. Gene Ontology annotation, cellular component: chloroplast thylakoid; membrane.
UCAGCAUGUUCGAGCAAAACCGUGUUGCGAACACCCCGGAGACGCUGGCCGAAUAUGUCAAAGCUCUUACACGGCUUGAUAGACUAGACACAGCGCGCUUCCACGCUCUAACACAGCGAGGCUCUGGGCUUGGCGGCAGCGGCGCCGUCCGUCAAGCCGCGGAUUACGCCCCGAGUAGCAGCAGCUACACAAGCAGCUGGGGCAGCGGCGCCGGCUCGGGCGGUGGCGGCUACUAUGGCUCCGGGUCGGCGGGAGGGCCCGGUUUCGCCGCAGGUCCAGCCCUGGGCGCCGCCGGGGCCGCAGCCCUCGGCGGCAGCGGCAGCGCUGCCGGGGCCGCUGCUGAGGGCGUACUGGGUUCGCCCAAGAAUCCUCUCGUCAUGACCUUCGCGGAGCCCAGCUUCUCUAGUCAGAUGUGGCGCACGGUCCGCACUCUGGGUGGCGCCUUCAUCCUGGUGACCUGUCUGGGCACCCUGCUGGACGACAAGGGACUCACCAAGUCCUUUCUGAACAACCCGGACUUGAAGCCGCAGAUGAACAGCUCGACACGGUUCGCGGACGUGAAGGGGGUUGACGAGGCUAAGCACGAGCUGGAGGAGAUCGUGGAGUACCUUCGUGACCCGCACAAGUUCACCAACCUGGGUGGAAAACUUCCGAAAGGAGUGCUGCUGGUGGGGCCUCCGGGCACGGGAAAGACAAUGCUGGCCCGCGCGAUUGCAGGUGAAGCGGGUGUGCCGUUUUUUUACUGCUCGGGUUCGGAAUUCGAGGAGGUGUUUGUGGGCGUGGGCGCGCGACGCGUACGUGACCUGUUCACCGCCGCCAAGAAGCAUGCGCCGUGCAUCAUCUUCAUUGACGAGAUCGACGCCAUCGGCGGCAACCGCAACCCCAAGGACCAGCAGUACAUGCGCAUGACGCUCAACCAGCUGCUUGUGGAACUGGACGGAUUCAAGGCUACGGAGGGCAUCAUCGUGGUGGCGGCCACCAACUUCGCCGAGGUGCUGGAUAAGGCGCUUGUGCGGCCAGGGCGCUUCGACCGACACGUCGUGGUUCCCAACCCAGAUGUGGAGGGGCGCAAGCAAAUCCUGGAGACGCACAUGCAGAAGAUUCCCAAGAGCGCGGAUUUGGAUCUGUCAGUCAUCGCACGCGCCACGCCGGGCUUCAGCGGCGCUGACCUGGCCAACUUGAUCAACGUGGCUGCACUGCACGCCGCCAAGACGGGGCUGAAGGAGGUGGGUAUGCGCAGCAUGGAGUACGCCCGCGACCGCAUUGUGAUGGGCGCUGAGCGCAAAAGUGCGGUCAUCAGUGAGAGCUCACGGAAGCUUACUGCCUACCACGAGGGCGGGCACGCCCUGGUUGCGCUGCUGACAGAAGGAGCGGACCCUGUGCAUAAGGCCACCAUUGUGCCCCGAGGUCUAUCACUGGGUAUGGUGACCCAGCUGCCAGAGGAAGACGUGGUCAACAGGUCCCGGCGCCAGAUGCUAGCGAGGCUGGACGUAUGCAUGGGCGGCCGCGUGGCGGAGGAGCUGAUCUUCGGGCCCAACGACGUAACCACAGGGGCCUCCUCUGAUCUACGCAUGGCAACGACUCUGGCGCGGGCUAUGGUAACCAAGUACGGCAUGAGCGAGCGGCUGGGCCAGGUAGCUUUGGACUACGACGACGGGAAUUCCAUGAGUAGUGAGACGCGGGCGGCGGUUGAGGAAGAAGUCCGAAACCUUGUGCAAGGCGCUUACGACCGAGCCAGGGCUGUAUUGACGAAGCACGAGCGUGAGCUACAUCGCCUAGCGGCCGAGCUAAUGGAGAAGGAAACCCUAAGUGGCGAGCAGAUUAGAAGCAUGCUGGGGUUGCGAGUGGUGGAGGCGGCUGCAGCGGCGAAUACUGUCGGGAAACGUGAGGGCGGCGGUGGAGGCACAACUGCUAUUGGCAUGGCGUGA